Messenger RNA from Daldinia childiae, 1425 nucleotides. Its product is annotated as 6-hydroxy-D-nicotine oxidase. The transcript has 3 exons. Gene Ontology annotation, molecular function: oxidoreductase activity; FAD binding. The record is from RefSeq and is a predicted model, not a curated record. NCBI's taxonomy places the organism in Eukaryota, Fungi, Ascomycota, Sordariomycetes, Xylariales, Hypoxylaceae. The coding region runs from base 1 to 1425 and encodes 474 amino acids.
AUGCGAUCUUAUACACGAGUUCUUGGCCUCCUAGCCAGUAUCAGCAUCUGCAACGCCAGCAUAAGUGCUGUUAGGUCAAUCGAUGAUGACUUGAAGAAGCUACUCUCAUCAGGCGCAACUAUCUCCUACGAUGCCUCCACAGUGCCACGCUGGAGCGAGUUUCAUGCUCCGCAGCCUGGUACUAUCGUAUCGGUCGCAACCGAAGCUGACGUGGAGGUGACUGCUCAACACUGCCUCGAGAAUAAUAUCCCUUUCUUCGCUCAGAAUGGAGGCCACGGCUGGAGUAGCUCGUGGCACCUAGGCGAAAACGGUCUUAUGAUCAACCUCCGUGGCCUCAACACCGUUGUCUUUAACGACAAUAAAACACAAGCGCGUAUUGGAGGAGGAGCGAGCAUACAAGAAGUUAUCGACGCAGCAUAUAAUAAUGAUGCCCAAGUUUUUACGGGCAACUGUAACUGCGUUGGGUAUCUCGGCGCGGGUCUUGGAGGGGGGUACGGUAACUUGAUGGGCCUCUAUGGCUUCAGUGUCGAUAAUUACCUCUCCAUAAACGUCGUGUUAGCAAACGGGAGCCUCGUUACGGUGAACCCCGAGAAUGAAGACCUUUGGUGGGCUCUCCGCGGUGCGGCCCCCAACUUCGGUGUUGUCACUUCUAUCGUAAGUAAGACGACGCCCCUACCGCGGGAACAGAACAUAGCUUGGCUAGGUGGAUUAUACUUCACUGAAGAUAAAGUCGAGCAGAUCGCGCAGUGUAUCGAAGAUCUGAAGCUGGAGGCAUAUAUGAACAUCUUCCUGUACUUCGUAACGACAGGGGCUCCGGACUAUACGCCGACGGUGCUCGUAACGGUCUUCUACUAUGGCACGGAGGCGGACGGCCGUGCAGCAUUUAAACCAAUUUUGGACAUUGGGCCCUACAAGGAUACGACGGCAGUGCUGCCGCAGAACCAGUGGAAUGAGGGGGCAGAUGGCUUCUGUGUCAAGGGAGCGCGAAAGCCUACGUACGCCGCCGGCUUUAGCCACAUGGUCCCAUCGACCUGGCGUCAGGUCUGGACCGCAUUCACAGACUUUCUCAAAAAUCCUGACACGGGCUCUACUUCCGUCGUCGUUGAGUGCUACUCGCUUGAUAAGGCGCGGUCGAUCGCUUCGGACUCGGCAUCGUUUCCGAAUCGCGACGUCCGCUUUAACGGCUUUGUCAUCGCUUGGUACCCGGACCCGGCCCUCGAUAAUACGGCUGAGGCGUUCGGCUCUAGGCUACGUGACUUAUGGCGGGCGGAUAGUGAGCUACCGACCAACCGCACAUACGUCAAUUUCGCUUACGGAGAUGAAACCAACGAUAUCGUUUACCAUGAUAGCACAACUAGACUUCGGCAGCUCAAAAAGCAAUAUGACCCCAACAACAUAUUUAAUCAGUGGUUCGACCUGCAGUAA